Ipomoea nil (Japanese morning glory) is the source of this 1393-nucleotide messenger RNA. RefSeq names its product polycystic kidney disease protein 1-like 3. Gene Ontology annotation, molecular function: protein binding. The record is from RefSeq and is a predicted model, not a curated record. The transcript is spliced from 2 exons. NCBI's taxonomy places the organism in Eukaryota, Viridiplantae, Streptophyta, Magnoliopsida, Solanales, Convolvulaceae. The coding region runs from base 9 to 1352 and encodes 447 amino acids.
CAGAAUCAAUGGAUUCCACCACUACCUCUCCAGGCUCCGAUCCGCUGCCGGCGAAGCUGCGCUUCAUGUGCUUUUACGGCGGGCAUAUCAUUCCCCGCCCACACCACAAAUCCCUGAGCUACGUCGGCGGCGAGAAACGCAUUGUGGCGGUGGAUCGCGGCGUCUCCCUGGCGGAACUGCGCCGCCACCUCUCCCACACCCUCCUGAACGGCCAGCGGCGUUUCACCCUCAAGUACCAGCUCCCACACGAGGAGCUUGACUCGCUCGUAUCAAUUGCCAACGACGAGGAUUUGGAAAACAUGGUUCAAGAAUACGACAGGAUUGCCGGCGACGCCGCCGCAGCCUCCCCUCUGAGACCUCGUCUCCGGUUUUUCCUGUUUCCCGACAAGCCUGAAACUGCAGCCUCCGCAGGUUGUCUGCUUGCCGAUGCCAAAUCUGAGCAGUGGUUCGUCGACGCCAUUAAUGACUCCGGGUUGGUCUCCAGAGCCUUUUCUGAUCCUACCAUCGAUAUUAAUACGGUAGAUCGUCUCCACGGAAUCUCCAUCUUCAAGGAUAAUAAUUCUUGUGCAGACUCAGGGUUGGUAGUCAACAUUUCCAAUCAGGAUGUCCAGUCUACACCUGAUUCUAUAGCAAGUGAAAGCAGUAGUGCAUCUUCUUCUUGGAAGCAUAUAAUCCAUCAAGAUGCCAGUAAUGCCAGUCUUGUUACAAACUGGGAAACUACAAGUAGGCCUUCUGCAAUAAUGGAUCUCAGCUCUCAACUUCUGAUGCAUCAUCCUCUCCAACAUCACCUCCUUCACCCUCCACCCACGCACUAUAUUCACCACCCAACACCACCCGACCCCCUGCCCCUCUCUUACUAUCCCAUCUAUGCGCCACCACCACAACAGCCGCCGCUUCCUCACCAACUUGAUCAACACCCUCCUCUCUAUGUCUUGCCCGUCGCCCAAUCUCCGCCGCCGUACAAUUUCCCGGCCAAUACUGCUGCAGCGCCGCCGCCAAAUGUGACCAUCAUUCCGCCCAUUUGCGCAGCGAACACGACUACCUUGUACGGGCCAGCCGCCGCCGCCGCUGCUGCACCGACUCCGACGACGGUGGUUCAAGUUCCGACCGGAAAUCAGUUACAGGCGCAACAAUACUUGGGUCUUUCUCAAGUUCCUCCUUCACUACAGCAGCCCAUUACCGCUCCUGCUUCUCAAGUCUACUACGCCGCUCAAUGUCCGGCGGUGGCGCCACUUCCUUCUCAAUACCAGACUGUAACCCCCGCAACUGCUGUGCUAAUAUCACAAGCUCCGGCGGCUCAGCUUCCCGGAGAGAAUUCUAUGCAGCAAAUAGUAAGUUCACAUCCCCUUUAAGGAAAUCCAGAUGGCGGCCAUGGAUAGAAAAGCAAGCAAGG